AACAGUUCUUCACAUAGCAGCUGCGGAGGGUUAUGAUGAUUGUGUUAAGAUGCUGCUUGAUGCUGGUGCUGACGUCAACUGUCAGAAUGAUGAUGGCUGGACACCACUAUACUAUGCUGUUAAGAACAACAAUGUUGAUAUUGUUCAAAUGUUAUUAAAUAAGUCACGCUGUGAUCUCAGUAAGAAAGGAAGCUAUUACUACAUGGAACUAGAACAUGAAAUUAAUAGUGUAACAGCUCUUCACAUAGCAGCUGCGGAGGGUUAUGAUGAUUGUGUUAAGAUGCUGCUUGAUGCUGGUGCUGACGUCAACUGUCAGGAUGAUGAUGGCCGGACACCACUACACUAUGCUGCUGAGAACAACAAUGCUGAUAUUGUUCAAAUGUUAUUAAAUAAUUCACGCUGUGACUGUGCUCUCAAUAUCAAAGCAAACAAUUACAUCACGCAACAGUCGUUUGAAGUUAAUGGUGAGUAUUAUAUUGAUUUAUAAGGAUGGUGUUAUG
Cherax quadricarinatus is the source of this 500-nucleotide messenger RNA. NCBI's taxonomy places the organism in Eukaryota, Metazoa, Arthropoda, Malacostraca, Decapoda, Parastacidae. The record is from RefSeq and is a predicted model, not a curated record.